Messenger RNA from Antechinus flavipes (yellow-footed antechinus), 2016 nucleotides. It is a transcript of the gene EIF2S1, whose product is annotated as eukaryotic translation initiation factor 2 subunit alpha. Gene Ontology annotation, cellular component: eukaryotic translation initiation factor 2B complex; eukaryotic translation initiation factor 2 complex; multi-eIF complex. The transcript has 8 exons. NCBI's taxonomy places the organism in Eukaryota, Metazoa, Chordata, Mammalia, Dasyuromorphia, Dasyuridae. The record is from RefSeq and is a predicted model, not a curated record. Bases 655 to 1602 code for a protein of 315 amino acids. Gene Ontology annotation, molecular function: RNA binding; translation initiation factor activity; ribosome binding.
GGGGGGGGAGAAGGGGAAAGAUGGAAAAAGGGGGAAGUGAGAAUAUUCCCGGAUGUUAGUGAUCAGUCCGGACAACUCAAAAACAAGAAACUUCAAACGCCUUUGACCCUUCCCUUCUAAUUCUCCCCCUCCUCCCGCGGCGAGUGUACUAAGGACAACCUGUGUGAUGAAAAGGCGGGGCGAAGAGAGAAAAAAAAGAUAACAUCUGCUUCUGCUUCGACUUUCCCCACAGUGCUACCUUACUGUCGGGAAGAUUUUGGUAGCAGUUCAUUAAUUCAAGAAAGGGAGUCGGGUUUUGACACCCGUUCUGAGCGAUUUCCUUGGUAGAAAAUAAGCAGAAGCUAGGAAAUGUGUGUUUUCCCCUUUCCUAAUGGUCAGCACCCUAACCACUUCCCCAGCGCCCCCUCCCUCCCGGGAAGACUAAGACUCUAUGGUUAAAUAAAGAAAAAAAAAAAAAAAAGGGUCUCGCCGACGUCGACGCCUGCGUAAAGGGUGAGGGGUGACCGCGCAGGCGCAGAAGGCCCGGCGUCAACGCACGCUGAGGGGAAGCGGCAGCGGCAGCAGGUUCUGGUGCGGCCCGACUUCUGGGCAUCUCCUGGAGUGCAGAGAUCGGCGCGGGGACCUGUUUCGGGACCCUCACACACAUAUUUCAGAAUGCCAGGACUAAGUUGUAGAUUCUACCAGCACAAAUUUCCUGAAGUGGAAGAUGUGGUAAUGGUCAAUGUGCGGUCCAUUGCUGAAAUGGGAGCAUAUGUCAGUCUAUUGGAAUACAACAAUAUUGAGGGCAUGAUUCUUCUUAGUGAGCUGUCUAGAAGACGUAUCCGCUCCAUUAAUAAACUCAUCCGAAUUGGCAGAAAUGAAUGUGUGGUGGUUAUUAGAGUGGAUAAAGAAAAAGGGUAUAUCGAUUUGUCAAAAAGAAGAGUUUCUCCAGAAGAAGCAAUCAAAUGUGAAGACAAAUUCACCAAAUCUAAAACUGUGUAUAGCAUCCUUCGCCAUGUUGCCGAGGUGUUAGAGUACAGUAAGGAUGAGCAGCUGGAGAGCCUAUUCCAGAGAACUGCCUGGGUCUUUGAUGACAAGUACAAGAGACCAGGAUAUGGUGCCUAUGAUGCAUUUAAACAUGCAGUCUCAGACCCUUCAAUCCUGGAUGGACUGGAUUUGAAUGAAGAUGAAAGACGAGUGCUGAUUGAUAACAUAAAUAGGCGCUUGACACCACAAGCUGUCAAAAUUCGAGCUGAUAUUGAAGUAGCUUGUUAUGGUUAUGAAGGUAUUGAUGCUGUAAAAGAAGCUCUGAGAGCAGGUUUGAAUUGUUCCACAGAAAACAUGCCUAUCAAGAUUAAUCUGAUAGCACCUCCUCGAUAUGUGAUGACCACUACAACCCUAGAGAGAACAGAGGGCCUUUCUGUCCUUAAUCAGGCUAUGGCUGUCAUCAAAGAAAAGAUUGAGGAGAAGAGGGGUGUUUUCAAUGUUCAAAUGGAGCCCAAAGUGGUCACAGACACAGAUGAAACUGAGCUUGCAAGACAACUGGAAAGGCUUGAAAGGGAAAAUGCUGAGGUGGAUGGAGAUGAUGAUGCUGAAGAAAUGGAAGCCAAAGCUGAAGAUUAACUUUUUGGGAAAAGGUGUAUGACUGGAGGAACACAGACCAGCCCUUCCUGGCCUUAGACACCCUAGACUUCAGAGUUUUCCAGUAUUGAAAACUUCAAAGCUGAAUAUUUUGUAUUUCAAAGUAUUUAAAUGUUUCAACAGACCAGCAUGUGAAAUGCCCUCCCAAAUGCUGGCUACCUUCACACAUUGAGCUCUUUUGAAGGGAGUGGCCUAAUUUCACUAGAGACUAAAACCUCACAAACUGAGAUCAUUCACAUAAUUGGGCCUGAGGUUUUCCAUGUCUACUUCCCAUUGGCAGCCCCUCCCAUUUAGUGCCUCUUUGAAAUUUACCAGGAGCAUCAAAAGCAAACAAUUCCAAUCUUUCUACAUUCAUUGUAUUCAAACGAACAUUCAAUAAAUUUCUGGGAUAUUUAA